AUUAAUUGUAUCUUGACGCGUGGGGCAGAAGUCUCAUUGGACCUUUAAAGCCAUAGAUUAAGAGAGAGAUUCAUUGGUUGUCAUCGUCUAUAUUUACUUCUUGAGAGAGAGAGAGAGAUCGUCCAUAUUUACUCACCUCUGUACUCGUUUGGUAUAUUACGGGAGGAUACUUUUAGUAGUAUUUGAGAGACAGAAAAACAAGAGAAAGCAAACGAAUCGUUCUGUGACUUUAAAUCAUUCUCUUUGAAUCGAAUCGUGGCAUUAUGGACGACUUACAGAAUUACAAGUUACAGCUACAGCAGGUGGAAGCAGCUCUCACGACAGAUCCAAAUAACGAGGAAUUGAUUAAGCUGAAAAUUGACCUGGAAGAAGUAAUAGAGCUGACACAUGAUUUAAUUAAGUCACAACAGCAGGAAAAAAGACAAGCCAAUGGCAUGGAUGCUAAAGAUCCUAUUUUGCUUGCAGUUCUGGCCAAUAAGUGGAAAGUUGGUGAUCAGUGUAUGGCACCUUGGAGUGAGGAUGGCAACUAUUCACUUUACAGAUAUUAUGAAGCAACCAUAGAUGCAAUAAGUGAAGAUGGAGUUGUAAAUGUAACAUUCAAUGAAUAUAAGAAUACAGAUGUUACUAUGCUAAGUCAACUAAAGUCUGUUGCAAAGAGGCCAGCAUCAGACUGGGCGGACCAAAAGUCAAAAAAAAUGCAAGCAGCUGCAGUUGCAGGCUCAGAUCCUAACAAACAAAGAGAAUAUCUUAAGAAAAAAAAGCAGAGGAAACUACAGCGAUUCAAAGAGCUGGAGGAAGAACGUGAGUUAGAGAAAAAUAAAUGGUUAGCGUUUACCAAUAAGUCUUCAAAGAAAGGUGUUAUCAAGAAGAGCAUUUUUGCGACACCGGAAAACGUGAACGGCCGUGUAGGAAUUGGCACUUGCGGUGUCAGUGGUCGUGAGAUGACCAAGUUUAGCAAUGGGGAGAAAUGGAGGCGAGGAGCUUAAAUAGGCGCUGUACAUAAAUUAGAAAUUGUAACUUUGUGAGGUAGAUUCGCGAUAUAUUAUUGGAAAAAUGAAUCAGUAGAAGUCUAAAACUAAUAUAUUUGCGGUAACUGCAACGGCAGUAUGAAGGACACUAUAAUAUAUAAAAAUUAUAAUUUUAUAAACUGUAGCGUUUUUUAUACUGCACUGUUUUAAGCUUUCACUGACUCACUUUUACCUUCUAAUUGUACAUCUAAGAGCCUUAUACAUUUCAAAUUAUAUUAUAUUAUCUUAAGACUCGUCCAUAAAACUGGUACAUGAUGCACUUUAUGUUGUGCGAAUGGUGAGAAUGACUGUGCGAUCGCAAGAAUAGUGAAAUUUUUCAAGUGCGAGUGCAAAUAUCAUUUCUUGUAUCAACGCCGAUCUUAUAAGUUACGAGAUGAUUUUAAAUUUUGUACCGCAACACAAUUCAAAAACAAAUGCGAUGAAUAAAUGUGUUUCUAGAUUAA
This is a messenger RNA of Odontomachus brunneus, 1471 nucleotides long. It is a transcript of the gene Spf30, whose product is annotated as survival of motor neuron-related-splicing factor 30. Bases 264 to 986 code for a protein of 240 amino acids. Gene Ontology annotation, cellular component: cytoplasm; nucleus; precatalytic spliceosome. The record is from RefSeq and is a predicted model, not a curated record. The transcript has 5 exons. Gene Ontology annotation, biological process: mRNA processing; regulation of alternative mRNA splicing, via spliceosome. NCBI's taxonomy places the organism in Eukaryota, Metazoa, Arthropoda, Insecta, Hymenoptera, Formicidae. Gene Ontology annotation, molecular function: RNA binding.